Molecule: messenger RNA, 3021 nt
Organism: Endocarpon pusillum Z07020
Lineage: Eukaryota; Fungi; Ascomycota; Eurotiomycetes; Verrucariales; Verrucariaceae
Exons: 1
Coding region: 1-3021 (1006 amino acids)
Molecular function (GO): ATP binding; hydrolase activity, acting on acid anhydrides, in phosphorus-containing anhydrides; ATP-dependent chromatin remodeler activity
Source: RefSeq, a predicted model, not a curated record
AUGGCACCGAAUGCACCGAAGCGAAAAAUAGAUGUCGUGGAUCUUACUCAGAGCAGCGACGCAGAAGAUAGUUUCGAGAGCUCGCUUGGCUCUCAACCACGUAAAGCGCCCCGUGCUGCCGAGGCAGCCUCCCAAGCGAGCAAGAACAGCCAUCCGGUGUACAGACCAUCUGCUACUCAACCAUCAGGUCGGUACUCUCCAAAUAAGGCAGGCCAGAGAUACGCAGGGCAAUCCAAGGCUCCAUAUGCGACACCUCCGUCGUCAAGCCAACAGUCUCCAGGUCAAUCUUUUUCUCACUCAAGCUAUGCUCAGGCGCCGUACACUCCCAAUCCAGGGAUAAUAACUGGGAAGAAGACGUACGAAGAUGCCAGCACUCGCAAUAAUUGGAUGGAUGAAGAAGAGGUACGAGGCGAGAUCGACCUCACUUUGGACGAGGAUGAUGAUGACGCCUACCACGAUUUCGAGCUCUACGGAAUCUUCAACACGAAGAUUGUGGGCGUUAGGUACUAUACUGGUCGCGCAACACUCGGUGAGUAUGUUGUGGUGAAGCGAGAACCGCGAAAUCCGUACGAUUCGAAUGCUAUUCGCAUCAGCAAUGUUAUGGGUGAUCAGAUUGGGCACCUCAACCGUCAGACUGCGGCGAGGCUAGCUCCUCUAAUGGAUUCAAAGGCGCUGCUCAUUGAGGGCGCUCUGACAGGGCCGAAAGGCACAUACGAUUGUCCAAUCGGGCUUAAACUUUUUGGCACCAGAGAUCCGGUUGCCGGUGCAGCCUUGAAGCAGCAGAUGAUUGCUCUUAACCUGCCUGUGGCUGAGCACAAUCGUGCCGAAGCAGAAAGGAAGAGGAAGCAAAAGGAACGGGAGGAGGCAUUGAAAGAGGCGCGCAAGGCAAAUAGCAACAGUCUCAGAAAGGGUACUAAUACGAUGCAAAUCGAUGCUGGUUCGUCACGAUACGCGAAUCUUAAUAUGCCAGGAGCUGGUGAACCAACGCAAAGUUUAGCACAGGUCAUGGAAACUGCUCAGAACUACAAUCCCAGAGAGGUGCAAGACGUGGUAAACAAAUUUGGAGCUGGAGAAGAUGUGCUCUCUGCGAUGCCAAUGGCAGAUCAGCCUGCGAGAUUGAAGACUCAACUACUGCCAUACCAGCGUCAAGGUCUGAAAUGGAUGCAGAGCAAAGAGUCGUGCACCCUACCUCCAACAACUUCGUCUGACGUGGUUCAAUUGUGGAAACGACAGCAGAAUGGCUACUUGAACAUUGCCACGAACUUCUUCACUGGUAGUGCUCCGACGCUAGCCAAAGGCGGCAUCCUUGCAGAUGAUAUGGGACUUGGGAAAACUAUUCAGGUCAUCUCUCUGAUCAUGUCUGACGAUUUCCGUGCUGGCAGGCCAACUCUGAUCGUGGCACCGCUCAGUGUAAUGAGCAACUGGAGUACCCAGGCUGAGAGACACGUUCAACCUGAUCAUUUACCCAAGGUUCUCAUCUACCACGGCGCCUCCAAAGGUGAUCUGAAGGAGGCAGAUUUCGCCAAGUACGACAUCGUCAUCACCACAUAUCAAACCAUGGCCCUCGAGCUUUUCCCAUACGGUGCAUCAAAGCCGAUCCAUACUCCAGCAGCCAAAGGACUAUUUUCCACCUCUUGGCGACGAAUUGUACUUGAUGAAGGUCACCAGAUCCGCAAUCCUAAAGCCAAAAUGGCGCAAGCUGCAUGUGCUAUUCGGGCUGACGCUCGCUGGAUAUUGACUGGGACCCCCAUUGUCAACAAUCUGAAGGAUCUCUACUCACAUGUUAAAUUCUUGCGACUGACUGGUGGCUUGGAACAACUUGACAUCUUCAAUGGUACGCUGAUCCGCCCGUUGAAGAGCGGGGAUCCAAACGCCACUGUUCUACUACAAGCACUGAUGUCUACUAUCUGUCUUCGUCGGAUGAAAGACAUGAAGUUUAUCGAUCUGAGGUUGCCAGAAUUGGUGUCUCAUAAAUACCCGAUCAAAUUCCAUUCGCAUGAACGCGAGAAAUACGAUGCCUUCAGUGCUCAAGCCAAAGGCCUUGUCGAUCAGAUGAAACACAACGAAGGUAAUAACAAGACUUUUACAAAUCUGCUCGAAGUCCUCCUGCGGAUGCGCCAAUGCUGCAACCACUGGAAGCUGUGCGGCGAAGAUCGAGUCAACCGCAUCUUAGCUCUUGUUGAAGAGAACAAGGUGGUCGAUGUCCAGAACCAGGCAAACCGCAGAGCGCUACAGGACGUCCUGCAACUGAAAAUCGACAGCCAAGAAGAAUGUCCCAUCUGCAUGGACUCGUUCAAAGACCCCAUGAUCACCGCCUGCGCCCACGUCUUCUGCAACGGAUGCGUCGAACGCGUCAUCCAAGAACAGCACAAAUGCCCCAUGUGUCGCAACGAGCUACCAGACAUCACCUCGCUCGUGCCACCUGCCGCCGGCUUCGGCGAAGGCGAUAAUGAAGAAGAGAUAGACAUCGACCCCAACAUCACCUCUAGCAAGAUCGAAGCCCUCAUCAAAAUCCUCAAAGCUUCGCAGAAUGCCAAGGACACUAAGACGGUGGUGUUUAGCCAAUGGACUUCCUUCCUCGACGUCGUGCAGACCCAGCUCCAAACCCACAACCUGCCCUUCACCCGCCUCGACGGCAAAAUGCCCGCCUCCCGCCGCGACACCGCCAUCCGCGCCCUCGACACAGACCCGGACUGCAAAAUCAUGCUCGCAUCCCUCUCCGUCUGCAGCGUCGGUCUCAAUCUAGUGAGUGCAAAUCAGGUCAUACUGGCCGAUUCGUGGUGGGCCCCCGCAAUCGAAGAUCAGGCUGUUGAUCGCGUGCAUCGGUUGGGACAGAAGAGGAAAUGUACCGUUAUGCGGUUGGUGAUGGAGGGGAGUGUGGAGGAGGAGGUUUUGGAGGUUCAAGCACGGAAGAGGAAGUUGAUGGGGCAGGCUUUUGGCGAGGAGGAGGGGAGGGGCAGGAAGAGGAGGGGCGAGGAGCGGAGCGGCAGGUUGAGGGAUAUUGAGCAGCUCUUGAGAUAG